UUUGCUGCUUCUGCCGGUUAAGGCGCAGUUCAAGUCUAGGCGGGAAGCGCAAGACAGCCAAGGUGACGCUUUGAGCCUUCAUGCGAACAGCAACAUUGGCUCUUGGGGCGUCAGGCAGCCGCAGCCGCAGCAGCAGCAGCGGCGUCAGCAGCGCCAGCUGCAGCAGCAGCAGCAGCAGCAGCAGCACAAGAGAACAACGAACCUGCAGCAGAAAAUGGGAGAGCCAGAGGACGGAGGCGGAGGCCCUGCUGCUGCUGCGCUGCGGCUCGCGCAUGCACGGCAGCGGCUGCGCCAAAUGGCUGCUUCUACGCAGUCUCUUCUGGAGAGGUGCAGCGAUGGGGCAGCAAAGCCCAAGGAGGUGCACGUGGAGGAGCUGCGGUCGCGGCUUGCUGCAGCUGACGAGGCCUUCCUGCAGUCUCAGAAGCAGCAGGAAGAAAGAGACAGAGAGACGCUGAAGCGGCAGCUGCAGCAGCUGCAGCAGCAGCAAAAGAAGCAAAAAGGCGAGACGGAGGAAGAAGAGGGGCGGCUGCAGCGCCGAGUGCAUGAGCUUGAAGCGGCAGUUGCUGCUGCCAAGGCCAGCGCAACUGAGGCCUACACGACGGCGCAGAAAAGAGUAGUGCAGCUAAGCUCUGACUUAGAAGCAGCAGCAUCGGGCAAAGAGGAGCUGCAGCAGCGCGUGGAAAGCCUGGAGAAGGCUCUGCAGCAGCAGCGGGAGCAGCAGCAGCAGCAGCAGCAGCAGCACCAGGCUGCGACUCAAGCGCUGCAAGAUGAACUCACGCAGGUGAAGCAGCAGCUGCAGCGGGAGAGGCAGCAGCACCAGCAGCAGGUGGCGGGGCGGCUGGAGCAGCAGCAGCAGAUGCUGGAGCAGCUAAAGCUGCAGCAGCAGGCGAGCGAAGAAGCACACCAGCAAGCUCUCAAGCUAGCUGCUGACGACUCGCGGCUCGAGCGGGAGGCGCUGGCGCUGCAGCUGAGCGCAGCAGAAGCAAAACUGCAGGCUGUCUCCAGCAUUAAAGAAGCAGGCAUAAACGAAAGGAACUGCCUCGAACAGCUGCAGGGCGCCAACGCUAAGCUACAAAAGGAGAAGGAAGAGCUGCAGCAGCAGCUCGUGGAAGCAGCUAAGCGGCAAGAACAGCUGCAGCACCAAGAGCAGCUUCAGCAGCAGCAGCAGCAGCAGCAGCAGCAGCUGCUAGACUGCACGAGGGACCUCAAGGAAGCAGAAAUGCAGCGCCAGGAACUUCUUAAAGAAGUUAUGCAGUGGAGAAAGCUGGCAGCCUCAUUUGUAGUGGAGGAAACCCCCACGAGAGAGGCCUUCCGCCGCUGGCUGCUGCUGCUGGUCAACUCUGUCCAGGCGCUGCAGUUCACCAGCAGACAAGCAGAAGCAGAGCUGCAGCAGAUGCAGCAGCAGCAGCAGCAGCUGCAGCAAGAGCUUGCGCACCAAAAGGACCUGGUGGCUGCGCUGAAGCUGCAGGUAGCCGACGCAGAGCUGCAGCAGCAGCAGCAGCAGCGGCAGCACCAGCGGGCGCUGUCAACUGAGAAAGCAGCUAACGAGCUUCUUCAGGUCAAGCUUGCUGGCGCACUGCAUGCAACCAGCGAGCAGAUCGAGCGCCUGUUGCAGCCGGCGGCAGCAGCAGCAGCAGACGGCAGCAGCGACAGCAGCAGCAGCAGCAAGCAGCUGCAGGAGCAGCUGGCUGAGUCACAGGAGGAGAUAAAACGCAUGCAGCAGCUGCAGCAGCAGCAGCAAGAGCUACUGCAGCGCCAGGAGGCGGAGCUGCAAAGACUGCGACAAGCUGAUAGGCGGCAUGCGAGUGCUGCACUUGAGGGCGAACAGCUGGCUCAGGAGAAUGCUCGUUUAAAGGGGGAGCUGCAGCGAAAAGCUGCUGAGGCGGCGGAGCUUGAGAAGCGUCAAG
Molecule: messenger RNA, 1907 nt
Organism: Eimeria tenella
Lineage: Eukaryota; Apicomplexa; Conoidasida; Eucoccidiorida; Eimeriidae
Product: myosin heavy chain, putative
Exons: 14
Source: RefSeq, a predicted model, not a curated record